AUGAUAUUUGACAGCAAAUUCACAUGGGUCCCACACCUCAAAAAUCUAAAAAAUGAAUGCAAGAAGAGAAUGAAAGUCAUCAAAACGCUGGCUCAUAACACAUGGGGAUCUGAAAAAAACAGCCUCCUCACCAUAUACAAAUCGCUCAUCCUAUCCAAAAUUGACUAUGGCUCAUUGAUCUACUACUCAGCUAACUCCAACAUCUUGCGCACUAUUGACCCUAUUCAUAAUGAAGGAAUCAGGCUUUCCAUAGGAGCUUUCCGUACCAGUCCAGUUUCCAGUAUUCUCUGCAUGGCAGGCGAGCCUCCUCUACAGAUUCGAAGAAAUAAAGAUAUCUUAAAAUACGCGGCAAAAAAGAAAAACCUUGAACACCACAUGGCAUCACAAAUAUUCACCUCCUCUCCUAGUCUCAGAACAUCAAGGAACCAUGAAAAAAUCACGGACACGUACACUAAACUAUGCAGCAAUUCAAAUUGCCUCGUCAACACGGACACCUUCUCUCCAUUUACAACAUCCCCCUUCUGGCAAUGGACCCCUAAAAUUAACACGCAGCUCCUUCAUUUCAAAAAAAACAACACUUUGCAUACAAUAAUCUCAAGAACCUUUAACAACAUCUUAUACUCUGAAUACCAGGAUUUUAAUUAUAUUUACACUGAUGCUUCCAAAACUAGUGACGGAGUAGGAUUCGCUUACUGUACUAACCAUACUUCAAAACUCUUCAAACUCCUCCCGGAAGCCAGCAUCUUCACAGCGGAAACCCAGGCGAUCAAAGAAGCAUUACUAUUCGCAAUAACAACGUUCACAAAUAAUAUUUUAAUAAUCAGCGACUCUCUAAGCGCCCUCCUAGCCAUUGAAGCACCAAACCCCUCUAAUGAAAUAAUAUACCAAAUUAAUAACAUCAUGUCCUCGACCAAAAAAGUAAUUGAGUUCAUAUGGGUUCCCUCUCACAUAGGGAUCCCAGGAAACGAUAAAGCAGAUAAACUUGCAAACGAAGCUAUCACCUCGACCUCGUCCACACUCAUUUCCACUCUCCCAUACCAAGAUAUCAAAAGAAUAAUAAACUUACACACUAUCAAUACAUGGCAAAUAUCCUGGGACGAAAUCCCAAUCUCAAAUAAAUUAAAAUGUAUCAAAAAGAAAAUUACCAAAUGGCAAACACAGCCCAAUAUUUCUAGACGGUCUGAAAUAAUAAACACAAGAACAAGAAUUGGCCAUACCAACCUCACCCACAUACACAUCAUUAAAAACGAAGAACAACCUCUAUGUAGCCGAUGCAAUGAACCACUCUCGAUUAAACACAUUGUCCUCGAUUGUCCGCUGUAUUUCAACGCAAGGACCAUUCUCAACCAACCGUCAUCGAUGGAGGAGGCACUGGGUGAACACCACACUCACCUGAUCCACAGUUUCUUCAAACACAUUGGUUUAGACACUAAAAUUUAA
Messenger RNA from Macrosiphum euphorbiae (potato aphid), 1440 nucleotides. Lineage: Eukaryota; Metazoa; Arthropoda; Insecta; Hemiptera; Aphididae. The record is from the annotation of a GenBank genome assembly.